Molecule: messenger RNA, 762 nt
Organism: Serendipita indica DSM 11827
Lineage: Eukaryota; Fungi; Basidiomycota; Agaricomycetes; Sebacinales; Serendipitaceae
Source: the annotation of a GenBank genome assembly
AUGUCCGAUCGAGCACAUUCGCCUCCUGCUCAAACGAAUGAAGCGGUUGACACACAAGAAAGAGGCAAGGUUCAAAGCCGGCCAGACAGGACGAGAAGGAAAUUAGACCUCAGUCAAAACAAACGGGGGGCGUUCUCAGUGCUUCUUGGAACUCUGAGCAAAGCAAAGAAGGAGGACAAGAUCAGGAGUGCAUCCGAGGCGGCGCAAAAGCGGGCAUUGUUGGAAAAGCGGCUAAAUGCGAAACUGGCCCGCGAGACCAUAUCCGCAGGGAGAGCGGAACAGUCAAAGAGGAUACAGGGCACUGCAAAUAAACGGGAGCAAGAACUUGCGAUGAAGCAUAGUCUCAUGCGACACCGGCAACAACAGUUUCCAUCACUUGCAAAAUCACUCUUGUCUUCCGAUAAUACAGACACCGACCCAGAGUCACUAGAUUGGAAGGAAACUCUCUCCACAAUAAACCCCCCUCGCCGGCACGGUGCAAAGCCUACUUCUACUCGCUCUGUAAUCUUUUACAAGCCCAAAAUACUGCUAGGGUGGCAGGAAACGCUCUUAAACAAGCGGGAGGCGGCAGUGACAAAAGCCCUGGCGGAGGAGUGGAAAGCGUGGCAGACAGAGUGCUCGGAAGCUCGCGAACAGAUAUCCCGUUUGCGAAAAGAGGCCGAAGAGCUCCUCAAGGAACUUCCUGCCGCAGACGAAAACGAUGAGGAGAUGAAAGAUGCUGUCGAGCCUGCUGCAGUUGGCGAGAGUCAGCCUGCGGAGUAA